Molecule: messenger RNA, 859 nt
Organism: Branchiostoma belcheri (Belcher's lancelet)
Lineage: Eukaryota; Metazoa; Chordata; Leptocardii; Amphioxiformes; Branchiostomatidae
Product: reactive oxygen species modulator 1-like
Exons: 2
Coding region: 23-268 (81 amino acids)
Biological process (GO): protein import into mitochondrial matrix; protein insertion into mitochondrial inner membrane
Cellular component (GO): TIM23 mitochondrial import inner membrane translocase complex
Source: RefSeq, a predicted model, not a curated record
GAGUACUACUACAUUAUUCAGCAUGCCGUCGGUAGGAAGUCACAUGCAGCAGUACGGCCAGGGGCCCAGCUGUUGGGACAGGAUCAAACUGGGCUUUGGAAUCGGCUUCGCAGUCGGCAUCAGUGCUGGCGCACUCUUUGGCACAUUCGCAUCAUUGAGAAUGGGUCUGAGAGGACGGGAGUUCAUCGGACAAGUCGGCAAAACCAUGAUGCAGAGUGGAGGAACAUUUGGAGUCUUCAUGUCCAUCGGAACUGGGAUCAGGUGUUAGAGAUAGGAAGUGGGGAGGGGGGCUCUUGGGUUAUAGUAUGGCUUAAAAACAUAGAAACACAUAAUGUUGACUCAUGAUCACUGCAGAGAAACAUCAGUGGGGGAACACGCUGGAGCAGUCUUGUACCAAUGUAAAGUCUGGUUUAUAGUGUGGCUUAAAAAUGUAGAAAAAACAUAAUGUUGACUCGUGAUCACUGCAACAUUACUUAAUUUAGUGAGAAAACACACUGGAGCAGUCUUACAUGUACCAUGGAUUAAAGUAUGGCAUAAAAAUAUAUGGAAAACGAGUUGUGAUCACUUCUAUCAAGAGGAAUAUUUUAGGCUGGCAUCCAAACCUAUUACAGCUGCCUGCAGCUGGUCUCUUUCCUAUUCUGUGUAAAUAGAGGAGAGGACAAAAGAGACACUGCAGUUGCAAGAGGCCUGGAUACCAGGCUAGAAUCUUUCACAGUGGCAUACAAAAAUCGCAGGGAGGAAACAUAUAUUAGGGAUGUCUUAGGAAAGGAAGAAGUUUGGGUUACAGUAUGGCUUACAGAAUCUAUCAAAGUGUAAUGUUGUAGGCACUGCUAUUAAGUGGAAUCUUCCACAGUUAAAU